GCUUACCGCCAUGAUCUAAAUGUUAACUGUCAAAGGCGGUAUCGUCGCAAGACGAGGUUCUUUCGAAUGUCUACUGGCGGUUCCUGCAACUUCGGGGUUAUAUUAACGAGAAACAUGAACUCACUCCCUGGGGUGAGGGUUUUGAACAAGCACUCUCAGCCUUAGACCCGGCGGACAACCUUGAAGAGUCUACCUUCCUUGCUAUUGAGAUGGCCCGUCUUGGUCUCCUGAAUACUAAGCAGUGGUUUUCGCAUCUCUCUGGUGGUCCCAUGAGAGGGUCAGAUGACGACAAGACAUUUAACCUCCUUGUUUCCCGUGUUGCGUGUAUCGGUAAACUACAACACAAGCCCAUUGGAUAUUCUGGACCUCUAAGCAGACAACUUCUCUGCUACCGCUCCUUGGUUUCCCAAGUCCGCUCCACGCUCCGCAUCCUGAUUGAGGCUGUUCUGGCCGAACUGUUUCUCAGCGGUGAUGCGGACCGUGACCGUGAGGACUGGUCGGAAAUGACUCUCAAGCUUCCCUUUAUCAACGACAAUGACUGCGGUCUCGGAAUCGCUGCCCGGACAUACUUGGACGAUCUGCCAGCUCAGACUAACCCGACCUCGCCAGAGGCUCGAGCAGAGACGAAGGCGAAGGGUAAGGCCUGGUUCCAGCACAGCGACAGCUUUAGCGGGAACUUGGACCUGGCGUUCAAGUUGUGGGAUGCGGUUUACAAGGCAACGCAGGGUGCUGGUAAAGAGGCCAAGGACGCAAAGACAUGGGACAACACCAAUGCGUGGUUGGCCGGAAGACGGUGAUAGUUACUACAGACAAUGCUUACGAGGUCGCCGCGAUACAGACGUCGCCUUGUUGACGGGUGUAUACAGACGGGAGUAUACAUUUGGCUACAUGUAAUUGUAUGUAGGAACGACAAGAAUCUAGACGAGAUACCUACAAUUUUGCCCUACAAGUAUAUAUUCCGUGGAGUGCUGCUGUUUCACCAUAAGUGCAUUGUAA
Aspergillus glaucus CBS 516.65 is the source of this 996-nucleotide messenger RNA. RefSeq lists its product as uncharacterized. Lineage: Eukaryota; Fungi; Ascomycota; Eurotiomycetes; Eurotiales; Aspergillaceae. The record is from RefSeq and is a predicted model, not a curated record. The transcript is spliced from 4 exons. The coding region runs from base 210 to 797 and encodes 195 amino acids.